Messenger RNA from Drosophila miranda, 2818 nucleotides. RefSeq names its product C-type lectin 37Da. The transcript has 2 exons. Gene Ontology annotation, molecular function: signaling receptor activity. The coding region runs from base 40 to 624 and encodes 194 amino acids. NCBI's taxonomy places the organism in Eukaryota, Metazoa, Arthropoda, Insecta, Diptera, Drosophilidae. The record is from RefSeq and is a predicted model, not a curated record.
GUCAGCAAGUAUUCGUGCCUCGAACAUAGCCAGCUAAAGAUGCCUCGUUCUCAAUGGAAUCCCUGUGGUGGUGUGGUGAUGCUGCUCCUGGCAGGCGGCUGGAGCCUGGCCUGGGCCUACCUGCCCGACGUGAAUAUCUUCACCAACUACCGCACGGAGGUGUACAAUGGCAUUCCCUCGGAGAUCGAUACCACGCCGUUUGUACGGAUUGCGGACAACUACUACUAUAUCGAGCCGAUGAACAAGGUUAAUUGGUUUCAGGCGGCAGGGGCCUGUCGCAUGAUGAACGCCCAUUUGGCGUCCAUCGAGGAUAAGCCGGAGAUGGAGUCGUUGAUCAAGUACAUGAAGGCCAAGGGGUUCAAGAACAACGAUUACUUUUGGAUAUCGGGCAACGAUCUGGGCACUGAGGGUGCCUUCUAUUGGCUGUCCAAUGGCCGGCCCAUGACCUAUGCCCCCUGGAACGGGCCCAAGCAAAUGCCGGACAACUACGGAGGCAACGAGAAUUGCGUCCAUAUGUUCGCCACCCGCGAAAUGAUCAACGACGCCAACUGCAAGAUCCAGAUGCUGUACGUCUGCGAAUCCAGCGAGCCGAAGACCUUCAAAUUUACCUACAUCAAAUGGUAGAAGUAUUCAAGAAAGUAUUCGAGGCAUCACAUAGUUUUAGCCGGCUUUUUAUUAUCCGCUUUUUAUCAUUUAUCGUAAUCGUAAUCGCAAUUGUAUCGACUAUCGCUCUCAUUAUCAUUUUCUCAUUGUUUUCUGAUCAUUCCGCAUCCGUUUUUGUUUCUGUUUCUCUUGUUUCUUUUUUGUCGGGUUCUGUUCCACUAAUUAUACAAUCAGUUACGUUAUUUAUGCAUACUAAACAUUACGAUUUUCGACUUAAGAUCUAUUAAAUUUUCUACUGAAUAUGUUGUAUACAUACACAUAACAUACACAUAUAUGUAGGUUUCAAUUUUGCAAUCAUUUCUUAACAUUAUAUUUAGUUAUACGUACGUACGUUAUGUAUAUCCUAGUAUCGCCACAACAAAAAAAAUGUUCAAGAGUUCAUUUUUUGUUUGUUCAACAACAACGGCACACGUGUUCUCUUACUGAGGAUGCAUAUGUGUGUGUAUGCAUUAUGUUUGGAAAGGAGAAUAAAGAGAGAAGAGAGAGGUGGAAACCAAGCGUUAAACCCAGAGUCUGGAAUGGAAUUCAAUUGAGAGACUAGAGAAAUGAUUUACGCUUUCGAGUGUGCGUGUGUGUAAGUGUUUGGUUAGAUAAAGAGCUUACGUGUCUAGGGUUGAAACAGCGAUUCGGAUAUUGGAAAAUCUACGACAUAACCUCAACAUUAAUAUUGAUGCACUAUUAGGCAUGUUAUGUGUGUGUGUGUGUGUGUCUGUAUAUGUAGAGUCUGUGGGUGUGUGUGUGUGUGUGUGUGUGUGUAGUCUCGCAUAUGCAUGUAUGUGGUGUAUUCUGUGGUGCAUAUUCUAAGUAGCUAUCCGUUUAAGAAUCCUUAGAAUUACUCCAUAUUCUAGACAUUUUGCCCAACUUGCUUUACACACACACAUACAUAUACAUUUACAUAUACAUACAUAUAUAAAUUCACAAGUCAUGAAUAUUGCAUAUUUAUCUUUAGUUAAUAGUAGUAACUACAUACAUACAUAUAAAUAUUCAACAGACGAGUGCAUAAAUUUAAUAAUUCUUAAACAUUUACUUAGCUCCCUCCCUCUCACUCGCUCACUCAUUAUCUAUCGUUCGUUCGUACUUUCUUUCUUGUUCUCCUGCCUUUGCCGUUUUACCGUUACAUUUUCUGUUAUGUCUCCCUGUCCUGUCCUGACAGUCUGUCUGUCUGUCUAUGUGUGUAUGGGCGAGUGCAGCAGUAGGCGUGUGUGUAUGUGUAGGUGGGCUUCAAAGCUCAAUCUCUCUCUCUCUCUCUCUCUCUGUGUCUGUCUGUCAGCAAGCUGCGCAAGCUCAUUAGAGUUGUAAUGAUCGUCAGCGUGUUCUGGGUAUGGAGAGGAGAGGCGAGGCGACGGUUAUUUGCGACAUUAGCCAACACUGGACAACAGUCAACACAACAUCGAUAACCAUCGCGCACGAUGACCUAUUAAUUGGAAAACGGAUCUCCCCUUGCGAAGAUGAAAUUGAAAUUAUAAUUAUAAGAAAAGGAUCGAUUGCGAUGUGCAAAGAAAUGAUCAGAUUCAACUUCAAAGACAUUAAUCACACAGCUUAGUUUAAGCACCAAACUUUCAAAUAGUCCCAACAUCAUAAUAUCUUUAACCUGUUUCUCCUCCUUAUUCCAGUUUUCUAAAGAUGAACUAGAUCAAGUUUCUUUACUAAGCUCAUGACGUAACCAAUAGACUCAUUAGUCAUAUGAUGCUGGGGAAGCACCACAUUUUCAUGCUUUUCUUGAUAUACCACUGAUCCUUUUCUUAUAAUUCAAAUUUCAAUUUCAUCUCCGAGAAGAUAAUUUACCGCAAGGGGAGUUCCGUUUUCCGAAUAGUAGGUCAUCGUGCGCGAAGAAACAUUUAAAUUUUCAUUCGCGUAACAUACGAUAUUCUGCGCUUUUCUCGUCGAUUUUUACAUAUCGGGUACAGUUUUAGAUAUUGUUUUUUUUUGUAGUUUUUCUCUUACAGAUGGAAAGAAGAACAGCCAAAAAUGUUAUACAUGUACAAAGUCUCUAAAUGUUCAUCUCUUCACUCGUUACUCUUCGCUUUAGUUUUAAAAACCUUUCUCAAAAUGGCAGUGCGUAUAGAGAGGGGAUGAUCGGGGACGUUUAAGCCCAAGCCAGUGGCGGAGGUGGGGGAAGAGCAAGAACUAAAUAUAAGAUUAAAAAAAAAAAACG